AGAUAUGAAACAGUGACGGACUUAUUGCAAAGAUGGAGUGUCAGUCAUGCGCUGCAUAACACGGCUCAAUCUCAAAUCUGAGAGUUAACGACGUUAACGAGAAAAGUCGUGAGUACCUGUAAGCCGUGUCGACAAUGAGCAUAAGUUAGACAGCAGACGAGAUCGAUGAUCCAGUAAAUAAGGAUCAUUUGAAAACGUCGAAUGCUGGGCUCAGCGUUGAGUGCAUUCAUCGCAUCACGCUAUAUUCAGUGUCAGUGUUAGCUCUGCCGUGCAUUUCGUUACACGUAUAGGUUAUCUGAACUUUUUUAAAAUGCCUUGUUGGUAUUAUGAAAAAAAAGAGUUGAAAAAUACUCCAUCGGUUCAGGAUGGACUCGACUUUGAAACAGAAAAUAGAUACAGAAAAGAAGGUGCAAGAUUUAUCAUUGAAGUUGGUACGAAAAUGGACCUCGGUUAUAAUACUAUGGCAACUGGUGUAGUGUAUUUUCAUAGGUUCUAUAUGUUCCACUCUUUCAAAACGUUUCCACGAUAUGUUACAGCAUGCUGUUGCCUCUUCUUAGCUGGUAAAGUAGAAGAAACUCCAAAAAAAUGUAAAGAUAUCAUCAAAACAGCAAAAUCUCUGCUUGAUGAUCAAAAAUUCAUGACUUUUGGUGAUGAUCCAAAAGAAGAAGUAAUGACAUUAGAAAGGAUCCUCCUUCAAACAAUCAAAUUUGAUCUUCAAGUGGAACAUCCUUAUAGUUACUUAUUGAAGUAUGCCAAAUGUCUGAAAGGAGAUAAAGGUAAACUUCAAAAAAUGGUUCAAAUGGCAUGGACAUUUGUGAAUGACAGUUUAUGUACCACUUUAUCGCUCCAAUGGGAGCCUGAAGUUAUAGCUGUAGCACUUAUGUACCUAGCUGGUAAACUUAGUAAAUUUGACGUUGUUGACUGGAGUGGCAGACAACCAAAGCAUUGUAGAUGGUGGGAUAUGUUCGUUGAAGAUGUUACUAUGGAUUUAUUAGAGGACAUUUGUCAUCAAGUACUAGAUUUAUACUCACAAUCUAACAGUGUACCAAAAGCAGAUUCUCCUCCAGUGACGCAGUCUACCGAACAUCCAAGAGAAAGAAGCACACCUCAAUCAGUAAAAAUGGAACCUUCUCAUAUCCCACUUAAUGUUGCACCUGUAGUAAAGAUACCAAAAACUGAACCUGCCUUAAUUACUGGCAAUGGAUGUCAAACAGUUGAUGUAGCUGAUAGCUCGAAACAAAUUGAACCUCCAACUCAUUAUCCACCGUAUGCUGCAUUUCCUCCAGCAAAUUCUGCAUUUCCACCAGUUUUUCCACCUGCAAACAUAAAUGUACCGCCACCACCUGUGAAUGCUUUAAAUCAUAUAGUUCCACAAAUGCAUAUGAAUAUGGGAGGAGCAAUUCGACCUCCAAUUAAUCCAGGUCCUCCAGCAUCUUUUCAUCCGCCGUACCCUUACCCACCAAAUUCAAACUAUUUUCCAGGAGGUGGAGCCGCUCCGCCAUCGAAUCCACCUAGAAUGUAUUACCCAUCUUAAAGUAAAUAUAAGCUAAGUUAAUGUUAGAAAAAAAUGGAUCAUUGGGUGAUUUUUUGUCAUUUUCAAUGGAACUACAACUUUAUGAAAAUGUGAAUAUCAAAACUUGUAUAAUAUGAACAAUUUUACUUCACUUUUUACAAAAAGAAAAAAAAAACAAUUUGUGAAGUGUGAUUAGUAACCAAAUCGAAAAUUCUUGAUUUAAUUAGGAAAGAAUGUAGUGAAUAAGAAGUACAAUAAAUUCAAAACAUUUUUCCAACUGGCUUUAGUAUGUCCUUGAAAUGACAAAAAAUAUUUGCCUAAUUAUUUAGAUUGUAAAUUACUGUAUAAAGAUUACAUGUUUUUCAAUAAUGUGUGAAAAAUACAAAACACUCUUCAGUUGGAUUCCUUAGAAUUACUGAUAUUAGUGUUGCAUAAAGAUCAGUAAAAUUUAAGGUUAAUUUUAUUUAGAUAAAAUAAUGUCCCCUUGAAAAUCUGUGCUGACUUCAAAAAAACUUAGAUCUAUGUUACAAUUUAUAUUUUAAUAUUAAAAAACCAGUACAUUGUUUA
Molecule: messenger RNA, 2080 nt
Organism: Trichogramma pretiosum
Lineage: Eukaryota; Metazoa; Arthropoda; Insecta; Hymenoptera; Trichogrammatidae
Gene: CycK
Product: cyclin-K
Exons: 5
Coding region: 311-1534 (407 amino acids)
Biological process (GO): positive regulation of DNA-templated transcription, elongation; regulation of transcription by RNA polymerase II
Cellular component (GO): cyclin/CDK positive transcription elongation factor complex; nucleus
Molecular function (GO): cyclin-dependent protein serine/threonine kinase activator activity
Source: RefSeq, a predicted model, not a curated record